Messenger RNA from Aspergillus tanneri, 1443 nucleotides. RefSeq lists its product as uncharacterized. The record is from RefSeq and is a predicted model, not a curated record. Gene Ontology annotation, cellular component: fungal-type vacuole; plasma membrane. Gene Ontology annotation, biological process: transmembrane transport. Gene Ontology annotation, molecular function: tripeptide transmembrane transporter activity; dipeptide transmembrane transporter activity. Lineage: Eukaryota; Fungi; Ascomycota; Eurotiomycetes; Eurotiales; Aspergillaceae. The transcript is spliced from 8 exons. The coding region runs from base 1 to 1443 and encodes 480 amino acids.
AUGUCAAUCGGUAUAUGGCUGAUCGCGUUUGUGGGAGCCGCUGAGCGCUUCGUCUGGUAUGGGGCGACCAGCCCUUUGCAGAAUUACAUCGAGCAUGCUCACUCCAGCAAGAUUCCCGGCGUACUGGGCCUGCGCGAAGCGACAGCGACCAAUAUUGUGAACGCGAUGAUGGCCGGGGGUUAUCUCGCAACCAUCCCAGCAGCGGUGGUGGCCGACACCUGGCUGGGUCGGUACAGAACGAUUCUGGCCUCCGCUCUCUCCAUUCAAGCCGGUGCUGCGGAAGGUGGAUUAGCUACCGCCAUUGUGCUCAUUGCUGUGGGCUCGGGAGGCGUACGAUCCUCGAUCGCUCCAUUUAUAGCGGAGCAGUACACCGAAACAACUCCAAAGGUCAAGUUGCGAAAGAACGGAAGAAAGAUCAUCACAGAUCGAGAGCUCACAAUCCAAUACAUCUACAAUGUGUACUAUUGGAUGGCGAAUAUCGGUGGAUUAUCGGCCCUAAUCACCACGGUCCUUGAGAAGUAUGUUGGAUACUGGGUCGCAUAUCUGGUGCCCUUGUGCAUGAUGGCCCUGUCGGUUGUACCGCUGCUAGCGUGGCGACAUACGUUUGUCCGGCGCCCACCGAGUGGCUCCGUACUGCCACAAGCUGGCAGAGCAAUGAUGUGUGGAAUUCGCGAAGGAUUCCAGAUGGACGGGGCCAAGCCACAGAAGCAACAAGAGAGGCACCACCGACAGGUGUACUGGACCGAUACAUUCAUUGACGAGUUGAAAAGCGGAUUGCUCGCAUGCCGUGUUUUCCUCCUCUUCCCCAUUCAUUGGUUAUGCUUGAAUCAAACCUUCAAUAACCUCAUUUCCCAGGCCGGGCAGAUGGUCAACUCAGGGGUUCCGAACGACACUAUCAAGUCACUCAACCCCAUCUCCAGCAUUCUACUGACGCCGGUGGUCUCAAGGGGCCUAUACCCAUUCUUGACCCGGCGCAGGAUCCGAUUCGGCCCCAUGGCCCGGAUUGUCGUGGGAUUCCUAUUUCUCACCCUCGCUAUGGCCUACACCGCGAUCCUACAGAAAUUGGUCUAUUCCUCGGGUCCCUGUUACGAUCACCCCCUGGCGUGCCCGGAGUCGGGCCAUGGCCACAUCCCCAAUCAGAUCUCGAUGUUCCUGCAAACGCCGAUCUAUGUUCUCGGUGCGAUUGCGGAAAUCUUCUGUUUCACCACGGGGACAGAAUAUGCCCACAAUCAAGCCCCGAAGACGAUGAAAUCGGUGGUUCAAUCGGUGUGGAUGGCCACGGCUGGGGUUGGGGCGUGCCUGGCGAUGGCGUUUACGCCCAUCACCAAGGACCCUCAUCUAGUCAUCAUGUAUUCGUCGUUGGCGGGCGUCAUGGCUGUGACAACGGUUUUAUUCCGGUUAUUCUUUGGAAAGCACGAUCGGGAGGAGACCGCCCUUCUGUGA